GCGGCUCAGUGGAAGAAGAAGAAGGCGGCGGAGGAGGAGGGUGGGAGUGAUUUUUUUUUUUUUUUAUUUUUUUCUUUCCUCCUUCCUCCACGCGAGUUUUCCGCCAUGAACCCCAACUGUGCGCGCUGCGGGAAGAUCGUGUAUCCCACGGAGAAGGUGAACUGCUUGGAUAAGUUCUGGCACAAAUCAUGUUUCCACUGCGAGACCUGCAAGAUGACCCUGAACAUGAAGAACUACAAGGGCUACGAGAAGAAGCCCUACUGCAACGCACACUACCCCAAGCAAUCCUUCACCAUGGUGGCAGACACGCCUGAGAACCUGCGCCUAAAGCAGCAGAGUGAGCUCCAGAGCCAGAUCCGCUACAAGGAGGAGUUCGAGAAGAACAAAGGGAAGGGUUUCAGCGUGGUGGCCGACACCCCCGAGCUGCAGAGGAUCAAGAAGACUCAGGAUCAGAUCAGCAACAUCAAGUACCACGAGGAGUUCGAGCGGAGCCGGAUGGGGCCCAGCCCCAGCGAGGGCUCGGAGCCGGAGCGCCGGAAUUCCCCGGAGAGCGGCGCCUACCGGAGAGCAGAGCAGCAGCAGCAGCAGCAGCACGGCCAGCCCGGAGCCACAGUUUACCAGCAGCAGCAGCAGCAGCCGCCUCCAUCCCAGUCCUACGGCUACAAGGAGCCAACUCCGGCCUCCUCACAGCGCAACGCCCCGGCCGGAGGGGGGAAGCGUUUCCGUGCCGUCUAUGACUACAACGCGGCGGACGAGGACGAGGUGUCCUUCCAGGACGGGGACACCAUCAUCAACGUGCAGCAGAUCGAUGACGGCUGGAUGUACGGCACGGUGGAGCGCACGGGGGACACGGGCAUGCUCCCGGCCAACUACGUGGAGGCCAUCUGAGCCCUGCCCCGUGUCCCCUCCCCGUGGGUGCGGCUCUUGUCCCCUCCCCGCCCGCUCCGCCCCUCCGAGCCGCGUCCCCGUGUCCCCAUGCGGGGUGGGGAUCAAAGCUCCCAGGGCGUUUGUCCCCCUGUCCUUCCUGUCCUGCCCUCCCGGUGAGGGGAGCCUCUGGAGCCACCGGGAUGCCAGGAAAAGGGAGGGAGAGGCCAAAUUCAGGACCAAAUUCCCACUGUGGGGCGAGGGAAGCAAGGGGGGCUUGGGGUGGGCUGGCAGCUCUGGCUCAUCCUGCUCCUGGCUGCCCUCAAUCCUCACUCCCUUCAGUGCCCAGAGCAGGAAAGUUUGGAGCUCAAAUCUCCAACAAAAUCUCUCUGCUCUGGCUGCUCCUGCCUCGGCCUGGGCUGUCCUGAGCCCUCCGGAGCAGGAGCAGCCCUGGGGCUUGUCCUGGCUGGAGGCCUGGGCUGGGAUGAGGCCUCUGGAGCUGGGAUGAGCCCCCCAGAUUGGGAUGAGCCCCACAGACUGGGAUGAGCCCCCCAGACUGGGAUGAGCCCCCCAGACUGGGAUCAGCCCCCCCAGAUUGGGAUCAGCCCCCCAGAUUGGGAUCAGCCCCCCCAGAUUGGGAUCAGCCCCCCCAGAUUGGGAUCAGCCCCCCCAGACUGGGAUCAGCCCCCCCAGACUGGGAUCAGCUCACUCUGGGGUCCCCUGGGGGAGCCUUUUCUCCCCACCCAGAAUUUUCCUGCUUUUCUCCUCCUCCUGCUGCUGCUGAGUGCUGCCACCCCUGUGGGCCCAUCCCGGGUCAUUGUCCCCUUGGUGCUGUGACACCCCCAGCCAGCCCACAGCUCUCAUUCCCAGUGCUGGUGGCAGCUUUUUGGGACCACUUUGGGAUCAUGUCAUGGACCAAAACAUCAAAGCACAUCCCUGUCCCCUUCUCCUCCAGAGCUCCUGGGGAGGAUCAGGGCCGGGUUAAACUGGAACUGGGCAGGGAGGGAGGAGCAGGAACCUCUGCAGGGUCCCCGUGCCAGGACCUGGGGACAAUGGGGUUCCAGGGGACAGUGGGGUUGUCCCCCAGCCGGGAGGCUCCCAGGGGGAAGCUCCACUUUUGUUAUUUCCACAGGAAAAUCGGGAAUAAGGGACCAAAGCAGGCAAGUGAGACAUUCCUUGGUCCUGCUGGGGACACCUCCCUUCCUCGGGGGCUGGGACUGGGGCAGAGUCACGCUGGGAAAAGGGAAUUGUGGCUGCAGUGGGCUGGGGACAGGGAUUUGGGGUGACAGAGGGGCAGGAGCAGCCAGGAUGGGCUGCCUGGGCUGGGAAUCCCGGCUGGUGCUAAAACAGGGAGCACAAGGGCAGGGGGAGCCUCCUCUCCCUGCUGAAUCCUCUUCUUAAUCACGUUCUUGUCUGGGAAUGGGGGAGGGAGCCUCAAUGUGAAUAAACCCUUUUUUAAUGGACCAAAUAACACAGGAAAUUCCCUUUUGGGAUACAGAUCUUUUUUUUAAUCCUCCCUCAAAAUCAUUGUCCCUAAAUUCUCCCCUCCCAUGCUCCUUUCACCCCCGCCAUGGGAAACAAAACCUCUUACUGCUUGAUUUCUGCCUUUUCUCUCAACUUUAUGCACUUUUUUGCCUUUUUUUUUCAUAGCUGAAAAGCACCUAAACCUGUAUUUAAAAUAAAUAAAUAAAUAAAUGAGUUAAAAAAAAAAAAAGAAAUUACAAGGAAGAAGAACAAUUAAAAAGCUGAGUAAUUGCUUCUCAUCACGUGUAAAAUAGACCUUGUCCAUCCCAGCUUCCCUGGUUGUGUCUCAGUGCUGAGCUUAGAACGUGUUUUCCUUGGGAUCUGUUGCUUAAUUGGGGUUUUGUCCUUGUGUCCUCCUUCCUGGGUUGAGCACCCACCAGGAAAAAAAAAACAAAAAUUUUUACAAAAUUAUUUGGCCUUUUUAUCCAAAAGAAAGAAAACCCACGGAAUGGAACAACCCGACCAUCGAUUCUCUUGCUGGUUUACUCGGAAUUGAAAAUAAAAGUUUAAUUUUUACCUGC
Messenger RNA from Agelaius phoeniceus (red-winged blackbird), 2909 nucleotides. RefSeq names its product LIM and SH3 protein 1 (gene LASP1). Gene Ontology annotation, molecular function: actin filament binding. Lineage: Eukaryota; Metazoa; Chordata; Aves; Passeriformes; Icteridae. Gene Ontology annotation, cellular component: focal adhesion. The record is from RefSeq and is a predicted model, not a curated record.